CCUAAAUCCAAAGGCUAAAGUCGCGACGUAUCCUAUUCUUAUAUGUCGGGAUGUAUUCUAGAAAGCCUCUUCAUUUAUGUCUUUGGAUUUCAGUUCAGUUGGGGUUUGUUUGAUUUCCAGAGAAGCAAAAGAAACUCUCCUUCUCAUCAACGAGGAAUUGAUACUGUAAAUAGUCUUAACCACAAUGAGUGAAGUAUUUGAAGGAUAUGAGCGCCAGUACUGUGAGCUUUCAUCAAGUCUCUCUAGAAAGUGUGCAUCUGCUUGUCUUCUUGAUGGAGAGCAGAAGAAGCAGAAAGUUUCAGAAAUAAAAGGUGGAUUGGAUGAUGCUGAAGCUUUGAUACGGAAAAUGGACCUUGAAGCUAGAAGUUUGCAACCAAAUGUAAAGGCCAUGCUGCUAGCCAAGUUAAGGGAGUAUAAAUCUGAUCUGAACAAUUUGAAAAGUGAAGUUAAAAGAAUCACAUCAGCUAAUGCUAAUCAGGCUGCUAGAGACGAGUUGUUGGAGUCUGGAAUGGCAGACACGCUGAUGGUUUCUGCUGAUCAAAGAGGAAGGUUAUUGAUGUCAACAGACAGAUUGAAUCAAUCUAGUGAGAGAGUUAAGGAGAGUAGAAGAACCAUGCUGGAAACAGAAGAGCUUGGUGUCUCAAUUCUUCAAGACUUGCAUCAACAACGCCAAUCUCUCUUGCAUGCCCAUAACACGCUUCAUGGGGUAGAUGACAACAUCGGCAAGAGUAAGAAAAUCCUCACUGUGUCUUGUCUUCAUUUGCAGCUUCAUGGGGUGGAUGACAACAUCGGCAAGAGUAAGAAAAUCCUCACUGCUAUGUCAAGAACGAUGAACCGGAACAAGUGCAUUAUUGGGUCUAUCGUUGCGGCGCUAGUCAUUGCAAUCAUCUUAAUCCUCUACUUUAAGCUUUCUCAUUAGCAGCCAUUCGUCAGACAACUUCACGAUUGGUGUUUUCUGAUUGGUUUGAGUGUUUAUAUUUCAAGUUGUAUCUCAAUUAUACUUUAUCAUGCUUGCCAUGUGUGUAGCAAGAUUCUACAUAUAUGUCUGGGCUUGUCUCAUUGACUUGAGUUUGGGUUGGAAUGGUCAAAGGUGCAUCCAUUUGCAUUGGUUUCUUAUC
Molecule: messenger RNA, 1118 nt
Organism: Magnolia sinica
Lineage: Eukaryota; Viridiplantae; Streptophyta; Magnoliopsida; Magnoliales; Magnoliaceae
Product: vesicle transport v-SNARE 11-like
Exons: 6
Coding region: 185-919 (244 amino acids)
Biological process (GO): vesicle fusion; vesicle-mediated transport; intracellular protein transport
Cellular component (GO): ER to Golgi transport vesicle membrane; late endosome membrane; Golgi apparatus
Molecular function (GO): SNAP receptor activity; SNARE binding
Source: RefSeq, a predicted model, not a curated record